Messenger RNA from Myripristis murdjan (pinecone soldierfish), 1893 nucleotides. RefSeq names its product EBNA1 binding protein 2 (gene ebna1bp2). Bases 140 to 1099 code for a protein of 319 amino acids. The record is from RefSeq and is a predicted model, not a curated record. Lineage: Eukaryota; Metazoa; Chordata; Actinopteri; Holocentriformes; Holocentridae. Gene Ontology annotation, cellular component: preribosome, large subunit precursor; nucleolus; nuclear periphery. Gene Ontology annotation, biological process: ribosomal large subunit biogenesis; rRNA processing. The transcript is spliced from 9 exons.
AGAUAUUGCUGGUGGGACAUUCAAUACAGCCGUUUCCUUCCCACGUGAAGCGGCUCCGUACAUGUGAGAGCAGGCAAACACACGCAGCCUCCAUUUCUCCCAGUUUUUCCAAGACAGACAGGUCACAUUUUCUUAACUUAUGACUGUCGACGCCGACAUCAUGGAGGCCGUAGAGGAAGACGAACAGCUCGAGCAGGAGUCCGAGGAGGAGGAGGAGGACAGCGGCUUAUCCGACGGAGAGCUUCAAGAAGCUUUCGCCAAAGGUUUGCUGAAGCCCGGGAUGAACAUCCUGGUGAAUGAACCCAAAAAACACGUCAACAAUGUGGAGGGUUUGAAACAUUGCCUCGCCAACUUCCGUAAGGGGCUUCCAUGGGUGGAGAGGCUCGACGUGACCAACCCGCCUGCCGCGGACGUUGUUGCCCAGGCCGAGGGGAAGCUCCCCACAGCCGACAACAGAGACGUCAACGCAGAUGAUGAUUUCCAGAGGGAGAUGUUUUUCUACCGUCAAGCCCAAGCCACCGUUCUAGAGGCAUUGCCCCUGCUAAACAAGGCCGGCGUAGCCACCAAGAGGCCUGAGGAUUACUUUGCAGAGAUGGCCAAGUCGGAUCAGCAAAUGCAGAAGAUCAGGAAAAAACUGAUUGCCAAACAGACAAUACUGGAGAAGUCGGAGAAGGCCAAGAAGCUGCGCGAGCAAAGGAAGUUUGGCAAAAAGGUCCAAAUAGAGGUGAUACAGAAGAGACAGAAGGAGAAGAGAGCUAUGAUGACCGCCGUCAAGAAGUACCAGAAAGGAAUGACUGACAAACUGGAUUUCUUGGAAGGAGACCAAAAGACCGCUCAGGGAUCUUCUCAGGCCAACAAGAAGGCACUGAACAAGAAGGGCCCCAACGCGAAGCGAAAAUACAAAGACCAGAAGUUUGGCUUCGGUGGCAAGAAGAGCGGCAAGAAGUGGAACACCAAGGAGAGCCACAAUGACGUGUCCAGUUUCAGGGCCAAGGUGGCUCAUGGGAAAGGUGGGCCAGGAGGGAAGAAAGGCAAAGGAGGAAAACACAAUAAGCGGCCGGGCAAGUCCGUACGCAAGAAGAUGAAGUCUCGCUCCUAAAAACAGACUGAAGCGUCCAGCUGAUGUGGACAGGUCAAGGGGCUGGACUCGCAUCUUGGCAGGAUUUUCUCAAACAUUUUCCAAGUGCCUUCUCACUAAACCUCAGAAGGCUUGUUGGAGAGGACAGGAGAGUUUCUUGUACAUACAGUAUAUCAUCCAGAAAGCCUUUCUGGAGCGCUUUGGAGGACUCUGUUUGCCCUGGACCAGCUAUGGAAAAAGACCCGUCAGGGCUCAAUGCUGAGGAGACGGACUCAAAGGAUGUAGCUGGCUGAGACGUUGCAGAGAUAAGGGUUGACUGCACAGAGGCAACCAGCUAUACUCCCCCAAGGGUUGUGAAAGAAAAAUGAAUUUGCAUGUUAAGAAAUGUUUUUUUUUUUUUUUUGUCUUUGUUAUGGACAUGGAGAAAUGUAUAUUCAGUUUAUGCAGAUUGUUUGUUUUCUCAUGAUUACACAGUCCGGCCACCUAUAUGAGUUAAACUGAAUCUUCUUUGGAGUUUUGUGAAAUCUUUUUUUUUUUUUUUUUUUUUUUUCUAAUUCCACAGCCAGCUCCUUGAUUCUUUCCCAUGUGACGUGACAUUUUAUAAUAUUGAGCAGCUGUCACUUUUGCCCUUUCCCAUUCAUUAAUAUGAUUAGUAUGUGAUGGGGCAAAUGCGCGUUUUAUAGACCUGAGCAAAUGUUUUCUUCUGCAAGCGUUUUUCUUUGUUUACAGAGAUGGAAAUGGAAAAAAGGACAGUUUUCGGCAAUGUCCUUUGCAUCUUGACUCUCUGAACAAAUAAAUCUGAAAAUAGAUGUUCA